UCAGGCCCAGCAACCAGGUUAGACCCAUAAGGCAAAAAAAAUUGCAAGUUCGAACUUCGUUUUGAAAAAGUUGAAAUUUUCACCAAAUGGCGCCGGUAAUCGAAGGUUACUGGGGUAAACAAACAUCUACCCUUGACUGGUGUGAAGAAAAUUAUGUGGUCAACUAUUAUGUGGCGGAAUUCUGGAAUACACUCUCAAACUGUGUUAUGAUAUUUGCUCCAUUGUUGAUGGUGUUAGUUGGAUACAAGGAAAAACAUGAAAAGCGUUUUAUUUACAGCUUUUUGGCUUUAACUGUGGUGGGCAUCGGCUCUUGGUUGUUUCACAUGACAUUAAAGUACAGCAUGCAGCUGAUGGAUGAAGUACCUAUGAUAUGGGGGAGCAGUUUUCUUAUUUACUCAUCGUAUAUGAUGGAUAGCAAGCCCAAUAAAGAAAACUUCAUGUUGAGCUGUGUUCUGGUUUUGUAUUGUGUAAUUGUUACCUUAGUCUACAUCUUGAUAAAUGCACCAAUAUUCCACCAAGUGUCCUAUGGUAUCAUGGUGUUUUGUAUUGUUAUACUGUCCACAAAAACUGCCUUUACCAUGAAAUGUAAGAGGAAAAUGCAUUUGCUUGGAAUAGGUUUUUAUGCUCUCGGCUUUUUUCUAUGGAAUGUAGACAAUAUUUACUGCUCCCACUUAAGGUCUAUACGAGAACACCCAGUAGGAAAAGUGUCAGGCAUGCUGUUUGAAUGUCACGCAUGGUGGCAUGUGUUUGCAGGUCUGGGCACUUACACUGGCCUGCUGUUUGGUGUUCACACACGAUUACUUUUUCUAAAACAGAAUCCAAAGAUUAAGUAUAUUCUAUGCUUUUGGCCAUAUGUUUCUGCGGACACCAAAUCUAAGUAGAAAAACAUCUUCAACAUAACAACGUAUUUCAGAAAUAAAUUGCUACUUAAGGUCAACCGUGGUGCCUUUUGAAAUAUGAAUUCAUUAACUGUGCAUCGUAAAGAAGGCCAUUAAUUUAUUCUCUUGUAUUCUGGUGUGCUUCUCUAUCUUAAUUUUAAAAGAUUAUUUUAUUAUUUUCUAAUAUCCCAGUCUGUUUGGGUAUGUAAUGUUAAAAUAGUAUUUUUUUUUAUAACAAAAACUAUAAAAACGUUUUCUGGCUUUAAGCUUCUUUUUUUAUACAUAUUGUUAAUUGUUUACUCUGCAAUUUAUUUUUGCUAUAAUACUUCUGUGAUUGCUCAAGAUUAAUUCUAAAAAAAUAAAAUGCAACUGUUGUAAGAUAAGCUAAACACAUUGCCACACCUCCAGAUAUUUUUAAGCUUGAUAUUUAAAGUUUUGGCUAUAAUCAGUAGAACAUUUUUUGCUUAUUCUAAUGUUGUACUAGAACUGAGUCAAGUAGUUAGUCAUAUGUUAUUUCUAAUAGUUUUGUGCCUUAUUCUGUGGCCGAUAAGAUAGUUUAUUUAAAAAAAAAAAAAAAUUUCCCAGCGUACUCAAAUUACUUUUACUUGUCUAAAAUGAAUGUCAAUGUAACCUCCCAGGAUUAUCCCCCUUCUGUUUAGCCUUAGUUACAUAAGCUAGUUGCAAACUAAACUACAUACAUUCCUAGUUUUGCAACCUAAAAAAUAAUUUUUUGAAGACAGUUUGUUUUGUUGCCAGUGUACUUAAAAAUGUCUUCUAAGCAUAAUAUUUACAUUUUAAAAACAUGUAGUUAUAAUUUUAAAAUGCCCUACCAUUUACUUGUCAUUGAUAAUUCCUUUAGUGAAAUUAAUUCCAUGUUACUAAUUAACUUUAAGAAACAAUCGGUGUUACUUUCUUAUUUUUUUAAUUGAGUUUUUUAAUACUUUUCAAUCCAGUUUCAUUUAGGUUAUUUUUCCAAACAUUUAAUGUCUGAUUGUUACAUUUAGUAAAUUAGUUAGACAUGUAAAAAGAAUCAAAAUGGAGGAUUUCAUUGUUAAAACAUAUAAUGGAAUGUUGUUCAAAGUGAGCUCAAUUUAUUACAAAAACUGCCAUUCAUAAUGUGAUUUAUAUAUUUUUUUAAAUAUUAUUUUUUAAUUAAAAAAAAUACCAGUGUCUUAAUUGUGAAACAUCAGUAACAAAUUUCAUUGUUUUUUUGUGUUGUAAUUAUUGAUUUUUAACCCAAAAUAAAUGUCCAAUUAGGUGUUACAAUAUUGAACACACAAUCAGUAUCAGAUAUUAGUUUAUCACAUUUCUCAUAACAAUAAAAACUUAACUUCUGAUUUCUGGUUGUGAAUAAAUCUACUAGUAGCCAUAAUAACUUUAUGACAUUCAAAUUUAUUAUUUUUGCCUCAUCUGUUAUGGUAACUCAGGGACCUAAACAAUGUUUACUUGUAUCAAACAGAAUUUUUUUACACUGCACAGCUGCUUGUCAAAAAAUUUAAUUACUUUCAUUCCUUCUGUCAAUGUUUACUCUUGUUGGACACAUCCUUCCAAAUCCAAUUAUAUCUU
Messenger RNA from Physella acuta, 2444 nucleotides. Its product is annotated as alkaline ceramidase 3. Gene Ontology annotation, molecular function: N-acylsphingosine amidohydrolase activity. Gene Ontology annotation, cellular component: endoplasmic reticulum membrane. The record is from RefSeq and is a predicted model, not a curated record. Gene Ontology annotation, biological process: ceramide metabolic process; phytosphingosine biosynthetic process. Lineage: Eukaryota; Metazoa; Mollusca; Gastropoda; Physidae.